This is a messenger RNA of Gadus chalcogrammus (walleye pollock), 1839 nucleotides long. The record is from the annotation of a RefSeq genome assembly. Lineage: Eukaryota; Metazoa; Chordata; Actinopteri; Gadiformes; Gadidae.
AUGCACCCUACAACUUUAAUAUAUACUUCAAGCCUUUUAUUAAUAUUUGCUGUUCUUCUUUAUCCACUUUUAGUAACCUUUACAUCCCUACCAUUAAAUAAUGAUUGAGCCUCAUCACAUGCAAAAACAGCAGUUAAAUCUGCUUUCUUAAUUAGCUUGGCCCCCCUUUCUCUUUUUUUAAGCACAGGCAUAGAGGCUGUAACUUCUUCAUGAACCUGAAUAGUCACAACUACCCUAGAUAUUACCUUAAGCUUUAAAUUCGACCACUAUUCUAUCAUUUUUAUCCCUAUCGCCCUGUAUGUCACUUGAUCUAUUUUAGAAUUUGCCACAUGAUAUAUGCACUCCGACCCCCUCAUAAAUCGAUUUUUCAAAUAUCUUCUAACCUUUCUAGUAGCAAUAUUAAUUUUAGUUUCUGCUAACAACCUGUUUCAACUAUUUAUUGGCUGAGAAGGUGUUGGAAUCAUAUCUUUCUUACUAAUUGGGUGAUGACACGGCCGGGCAGAUGCGAAUACCGCAGCCCUUCAGGCUGUUCUUUAUAACCGAGUUGGGGAUAUCGGUUUAAUUCUAGGUAUAGCAUGACUAGUUACUAACGUUAACAGCUGGGAUAUCCAACAAAUAUUUAUUUUAAGCAAGGAUUUGGAUAUAACUCUCCCCCUUCUCGGCUUAAUCUUGGCUGCAACUGGUAAAUCCGCCCAAUUUGGUCUUCACCCAUGACUGCCAGCCGCAAUAGAGGGCCCAACGCCAGUGUCUGCCCUACUUCAUUCUAGCACAAUAGUAGUAGCAGGAAUUUUUCUCCUAAUUCGGAUAAGUCCUCUUAUAGAAAAUAAUCAGACUGCACUAACUCUCUGUCUCUGCCUUGGGGCUUUAACCACUAUAUUUACUGCUACUUGUGCUUUAACCCAAAACGAUAUCAAGAAAAUCGUUGCUUUUUCAACCUCUAGCCAACUGGGUCUAAUAAUAGUAACUAUUGGAUUAAACCAACCACAAUUAGCCUUUCUUCAUAUUUGUACCCACGCAUUCUUCAAAGCAAUAUUAUUUUUAUGCUCUGGUUCAGUUAUUCAUAGCCUAAAUGAUGAACAAGAUAUUCGAAAGAUGGGCGGCCUUCAUCAUUUAGCCCCCUUUACCUCCUCCUGCCUCACCGUGGGAAGCCUGGCCCUAACGGGGACCCCCUUCCUAGCAGGCUUCUUCUCCAAAGAUGCAAUUAUUGAAGCACUAAACACAUCUCACGUAAACGCCUGAGCCCUUACCCUAACACUUAUCGCCACCUCCUUUACUGCUAUCUAUAGCCUUCGAGUCAUCUUUUUUGUUACCAUAGGCACACCCCGCUUUUUACCCCUUUCCCCAAUUAAUGAAAACAACUCAGCAGUAAUUAACCCCCUCAAACGCUUAGCAUGAGGUAGUAUCUUUGGAGGCCUACUAGUGAUACUUAAUAUUAACCUUUUCAAAACACCUGUUUUAACAAUACCUACAGAACUAAAACUUGCAGCUUUGGCUGUCUCAGUUCUCGGAUUAUUAACCGCACUUGAAUUAGCAACUCUAACGAGCAAACAAUUUAAGGUUACACCUCUACGAACUCCACACCACUUCUCUACAUCCUUGGGAUUUGUUCCGGCAAUUAUUCACCGCCAAGUUCCUCAACUCAGCCUCCUUCUAGGACAAAAAAUUGCUAGCCAAAUAGUAGACCAGACAUGACUAGAAAAAACUGGCCCCAAAGCUAUUGCUAAUGCUACCACCCCUCUAGCCUCUGCAACAAGCAACAUACAACAAGGGUUAAUUAAGACCUACCUAACCCUAUUCCUUAUAACCCUUGUUCUAGUUACUCUUAUUUCCGCCACCUAA